ACAUUCGGGAAAAACGCUCCAGAUUUUGCUAUUCGCGGAAAUAAACGCACCUUAAACAGUGGAACUAAUUUGGUUAAGCCGGUGGAAUUAACGACGAAGAAGGUAUCCUCGGCGAGCGCGUGUGUGGUCACUUGACGCGUGCCCCCGCGAGUUCAGGCGUAUAGAGUUACGCCGCCGUUUUCCGAGGAAUGUGAAGCGAUUAACAACUCAAUUUCUCGGUAUAUUCACGACGGGUCAAUAGCUCAAGCUCGAAAAUAUGAACAACAUCAAUGUGGUGUUCAACGUGUCCAAAAAUGAGCUCUUCAAGUUGCCGGACAACUACAAGACGCUGCAUCGGAAGUUAAAAGUCAAUUGUCGCGUUGAGAGCAAUAAAAAUGAUAUAACGCCAGAAAUUCUAAAAGGGGCUACCGUUUUUGUCCUUGCUGGACCACAGGAGAAAUUCACCGAAACGGAGUUUCAAUAUCUAAAGGACUACAUAGCUGAGGGAGGUCGCCUGUUGCUUCUGCUCGGUGAGGGCGGCGAAGUUCAGUUUAACACCAAUGUGAACUUCCUUCUCGAAGAGUAUGGCAUGACAAUCAACAAUGAUGCCGUAGUUCGUCCCCAGUACUACAAGUACUUCCACCCAAAGGAAGCACUCAUCAGCGGUGGUAUUGCUAGCGAUAGUCUCAACAAUAAUCUUAUGGAGUUCAGCAAAAGUAUCCUGACUGCGUUUGACUUCAUGGACGACAAGUACAAAGUGGAGUUCGUCUACCCGUUCGGUGCUACCAUGAACGUGAUCCAACCCUCGAACGUGCUGAUGACCACCGGACCCGUAGUGUACCCCUUCAACCGACCCUUGGCCGGCUACUACCAGAACGAAUUCAACGGUAAGCUAGUGGCCAUCGGUUCCGGUCACAUGUUCCAAGAUAAGUACAUCUCCAACGAGAUCAACAUGGCCAUUUGGGACAGCAUCUUUGCGAUGAUACUCGAGGACAACUUAAAGUUCAAGUCGUCCGACUUCAAUGACCUGGAGAUUAAUGACUACGCAAUCAUCCCCGAUACGAUCUUCAUGGCGGAGCAGCCCAAGAUCUGCCUGAUGGAUUCGCUCGACUACGAAAUCCCCCCCGAUUUCAAGCGGCUAUUCGAUACGGCCCUGUACUCGAUCAACAACGAUCUGCUGCGCGAUGUUAUCAAUACGUACGCGAAGCUGGACGUGCAGUAUGAACAGCUCAAGAUCAUCAAGCCGCAGUUCGAGAUCCCGUUGCCGCCGCUGCAGCUUGCGGUUUUCCAGCCGAUCUUCAGCGAUCUGGCGGCGCCGCCACUGGAAUUGUUCGACUUGGACGAGGCGUUCAGCUCGGAAAAGGCCCAAAUUACGCAGCUCACCAACAAGUGUCUGUCGCCGGCGCUGGAAAACUACCGGAAGGAGGGCGUCGACGAGAAGGAGCUCGGGUACUUUGUGCAGGAGUGUGGCCGGAUUUUGAAGGUGUGCCAGGACGAUCAGCGCAUGUCGGCGAAGGAGAUCCUGAACGUGAUCAGUGUCAAGAUUGCGCAUUACAAGAAAUUGGAUAAGGAAUAAAAUUUAUUAAUU
Molecule: messenger RNA, 1567 nt
Organism: Culex pipiens pallens (northern house mosquito)
Lineage: Eukaryota; Metazoa; Arthropoda; Insecta; Diptera; Culicidae
Gene: IFT52
Product: intraflagellar transport protein 52 homolog
Exons: 5
Coding region: 257-1555 (432 amino acids)
Biological process (GO): intraciliary transport; cilium assembly
Cellular component (GO): intraciliary transport particle B; cilium; centriole
Source: RefSeq, a predicted model, not a curated record